AUGGCCAAUACGAACAUACCCGUGCCGGUGGGGUCCGCCGCCGACAACGAUGAGGCUGUGAGCCCGGAAGCAGCAGGACCUACAGGCGACAAUAUCAGCCACGGCGCGUCAGUCUUGCGCAAAUUCAUUGAAGACUUGGAAAGGUCUGAAGAAGGUGCAAGGGAAGUAGGAAUGUUUCGCUAUUGGAUUGACUCGAUGGUAGAUGACGGCAUUCAGGAGGGUUUGGACAUGAAAGACCGCCAUGGUCGGACGCUACUUAAUGUUGCAGCUAUACAAGGCCUCGCGGAAACUGCGAAGAGACUCAUCGAAGCUGGAGCAGUUUUGGACGUUCAAGAUGAAUGGGGUGAUACACCGCUCAUCGACGCAUGUGGAGAAGGUGAUGGAGAAGGUAACUACUUCAAGGUCGUCAAGCUUCUUCUCGAAAAAGGGGCUACGGCCGAUAUCUUCGGCAACGAAAAUGAAUCAGCUCUGUACAGAGCAUCCAUAAAUGGACAUCAUCGCAUUGUUCAAUAUCUCUUGGCCGAGGUCGAAUGGAACCUCGACGUUGGAGAAGAGACGUCCGACAUGACGCCGCUCCAUGCUGCUGCUGUGUCAGACAACAGCGAAAUUGUGCGAUAUCUGAGAGACAAAGGCGCGAAGCUUGACCGCUGUGAUACAGACGGAUGGACGCCACUCAUGACAGCAAUCGACUCGCAAAGCAAAGAUGCUUUGAAAGAAUUACUUCAGAGGCGAAAUGACGAAGACAUUCAGCUGGAAAAAGCAGAUUCAGAAGGGCGAACGCCCAUCUUGAGAGCAGCUGAGAAGGGCUUUUGGGAUGGCUUUCGUCUCUUGAUGGAAGCCGGCGCCGGGUGGACUGAGGCUCAGUCCGAGACUACUGAAGCUACCGAGCGGAAUUCAGCAUCGGCCAUGUCGAGUAAGUAA
Molecule: messenger RNA, 921 nt
Organism: Colletotrichum chrysophilum
Lineage: Eukaryota; Fungi; Ascomycota; Sordariomycetes; Glomerellales; Glomerellaceae
Exons: 1
Coding region: 1-921 (306 amino acids)
Molecular function (GO): protein binding
Source: RefSeq, a predicted model, not a curated record